Harmonia axyridis is the source of this 1366-nucleotide messenger RNA. It is a transcript of the gene Prosalpha6, whose product is annotated as proteasome subunit alpha type-1. The transcript is spliced from 2 exons. The record is from RefSeq and is a predicted model, not a curated record. Gene Ontology annotation, biological process: ubiquitin-dependent protein catabolic process. Lineage: Eukaryota; Metazoa; Arthropoda; Insecta; Coleoptera; Coccinellidae. Gene Ontology annotation, cellular component: proteasome core complex, alpha-subunit complex; nucleus; proteasome core complex. Bases 159 to 1001 code for a protein of 280 amino acids.
GUGAAAAUAAUAAGGUAAGGUUAGUCCGGCAUUCUUUGGUAGAUAGGGUGACACAGCGUUUGUAUUUGUACAGAUUCUGUGUUUGCUAACUUGAAUACUGUUUGGUGUACAAGCGGUUCUCUUUUAUAAGCGGUAAAAAUUUCAUUUUUACUUUCAUAAUGUUUCGAAAUCAAUAUGAUAGCGAUGUGACCGUAUGGAGUCCCCAAGGCAGACUUCAUCAAGUUGAAUAUGCUAUGGAAGCAGUAAAUCAAGGAUCGGCAACUGUUGGUCUGAAAAGUGAGACUCAUGCUGUACUGAUAGCUUUGAAGAGAGCAUCGUCAGAAUUAUCUGCCUAUCAAAAGAAAAUAAUAAAUAUUGAUGAUCAUAUUGGAAUUACAAUUUCUGGCCUUACUGCUGAUGCUAGAAUUCUUAGUCGUUAUAUGAGAACUGAAUGUUUGAAUUAUAAGUAUUCACAUGACACAUAUUUGCCUUUGAGUAGACUGAUCAGUCAAUUGGGUAAUAAAAUGCAAAUAUGCACUCAACGAUAUGAUAGGAGACCUUAUGGCGUUGGUUUGUUGGUUGCUGGUUAUGAUGAUCAAGGUGCACAUAUUUUUCAAACUUGUCCAUCUGCCAAUUUCUAUGAUUGCAAAGCUAUGUCAAUAGGUGCAAGAUCACAAUCUGCCAGAACAUAUCUAGAAAAACAUUUAGAUGUAUUUCCAACAGCACCUGUUGAGGAAUUAAUUAAACAUGGGCUUAGAGCUCUUAGGGAUACAUUGCCUCCAGAAAAUGAUUUGAAUAAUAAAAAUGUCUCAAUUGGGUUUGUUGGUAAAGGCCUGAAAUUCAAAAUAUUGAAUGAGGAUGAGAUAUCUUCAUUCUUGGCCCUUAUUGCUGGAGAAGAACGUAGGGGCGCCGGUGCUGCAGCUGCUGCUGCCGCAGCAGAACCAAGUGCACUUCGUGAUGAUCCAGCGGGGGACGAUGCAUCCCGGGAUCCAUCUCCAGCUGUAGCAAUGGAUACAGAAUAAACACGGUUGUGUUGAACCUGUUUUUAUCUACAAGGCUUGUUAACAAUUCUUUCUUUUCCUCUAUUUCACGGCAUAUUGGUUACUUGCUGUGACUGCUUUGAUUAAAGGUCAAGUAAGCCUAUCCUCAGGGCAGUCACAGCAGAAAUUAUAUAUCAAUUUCUUCCUUAUUGUACAGGAUCGUAACUAAUUAAAUUUUUCAUAUCCAUACUGUUUUAUUAUGAAAUUGGUAAGGAAACUAUUUUUAAAGAGGAAGCUAGAAACAGGUGCGCAACUUUUAAUUUUGAAGAAGCUUUAUUUUUAAACUAAUCAUUUCUAUUGAUAUCUGUAUUCUGUUUAUUUACAAUAAACACAAAUGAUGUGCCUCA